This is a messenger RNA of Catharus ustulatus (Swainson's thrush), 5573 nucleotides long. It is a transcript of the gene TLR5, whose product is annotated as toll like receptor 5. Gene Ontology annotation, biological process: inflammatory response; toll-like receptor signaling pathway; immune response. Lineage: Eukaryota; Metazoa; Chordata; Aves; Passeriformes; Turdidae. The record is from RefSeq and is a predicted model, not a curated record. Gene Ontology annotation, molecular function: transmembrane signaling receptor activity; protein binding. Gene Ontology annotation, cellular component: membrane. The transcript has 5 exons. The coding region runs from base 2392 to 4977 and encodes 861 amino acids.
UCAAGCUUUCCAGAGGUGUUUGCACAACCAACAAGAGAGGAGUCCUAUAAAACCAACCCCAAACUGAAGCACACCCCAAGCCUCCAGGCUUGAAUUCUCAGGAGAGGACUGCCUGUCUCUGGAUCCACAUCUGUGUCCUAGCCCACAAGCCCACAAGGUGACAGCCUGGGCUGGGGGCUGCCCCAACGUGCCCCCAGCCUGCCCAGCAACCUGGACACCCUGGAGAACUCCACAGCUCCCUGGCCUAAGACCUCAGGAUGUUUUCAGGGCCUCAAGCGACAAGAGGGAUGCUAUGGUCAUGGCAGGAUGUUCACUGUGUAAAUGAGACCAGAUGGGAGGAUGAGCACAUCUUAUGCAGAUCAUAAGCUGUUUUCCCUUAAGCCACCUGGAUGUGAAUUAAAACAGAUCCAGGAAAGCCCUUGUUGGUGAGGGGAGAAGCAGUAUGCUGGUGAAGAUGGACAACCCAUGUGCCUUCAGCAGAGAGAAAAAGGGUGUGUACUGAGAACUCCAGGAAAGAAAAACAAGAACUGGCUUCACCCUGCCAAUAUUUCUAAAAAUGAGAAAAGAGGAACAGAAGUGAGCAAUGUGUCAGCCUCCAACACUGACUUACGAACAGGGGCUUGACCUGCAGAGUGCUGGGUGAAGGGUGGAGAUCCAAGGUCUCACAGGAGCUCUGCAGGGAGUGAAUCACAACUCGAGCAUGAGUCAACAGAACCUGGCUGUUGUGAAAAUGUUAAAUGUCAACAGAGGAGUGUUUACACAGAACCGUAACUUAUAAAAUGCAUGAAGCAUCCCUUCAGCUGCACUCAGCACUAGUAAGGCCUCAGCCAGAGCAGGAUGUCAAAUGUUGAGCAAUUUUUUUCCUCUUCAAGGGAAACAUGGUGUAGCUGGAUGGCAGCCAAGCAGAGAGAAUCAAGCAGAGAGAAUUGGAAGAACCUGUCCUGUCUUCACAGGUCACGGAUUAUGUAGCAUUCAGUGUGAACAACACAAGACCAAAGAGAACACAGAAAUUCAGUUUUCUCUAAGAAGCAUACUUUGCAAAGAAGGAAUUUAUCCAUAUAAGUAGGACAAGAAUAAUAGACUUAAUUGAAGAUUGAGAGAAAUAGGUUAGAUAUUAGGAAAAACAUUCUAGUCACAGGGACAGUUACUAGGAGAGAGGUGGUCUGAAGAAGCUGUAAAAACCUCUGAGAGAUUUUAAAAUACUGUUUUAAAUAAACAGAGGCCAGGAAAACACUGAGGGAGAUGCACAAUGGGAGCUUUGGGGCCCCUCCUCAUUCUGUCUGCAUGAUUCCCAGCUUGUGAGAACUAAACUUGGCUGAUGCUCAGUUUUGCCCACAAACUAAUUCCAAACUUAUGGUACUAGGCACACUGGUCAGUACUCAUCAAAACCACAGCCAGAAAUAUUCUCUAUUCCACCAAGAGAAGCUUUCAUGUAGCGUGGGCUGAACUCCAAUAAAAUCCUCUGAAUUAAACCCUGUUGCAUUGAAGUGACAUUGAUUUCAGAAUUUUGUUCUGUGACAAAUCCAAACUUGGGAUUUUCUGGUCUUCAUGCCUAUCUUAGGCAGCUAAAUGAAUGCAGCCCCUCUAAUACUCCCUGCGCAUUAGGUGAAGUAAAUCCUCUCUUGGCAAUUAUCUGAAGACACCUAUUGAGUUCAAUGAGAAACAGCAGCUCAGGCAACUGGAGCGCAGAGCCCAUUGUCAUGUUUAUGCAAAACUUGCUUCCCAUGCCCAAAAGCUGUUUGUUCCUCCGUGCCCUGUACUGUGGAUGGUAGCACAGCUUAGCAUGUCAGCUGUCAGAGGGGAGUAGCACAGAUGAGAGAAGCACACCUCAGGCUCCUGUUCUUGAUCUCCUGUGGAUGCCCAGGCAUGACUUGGGGGCAGAAAGAAUUGCAAAGCAAGUAAACAUCUGUCUCAAACCCAGGGGGAUGUUCCAUAGGCAAGGACACAUCCAGUCCCUUUGGACAAUUCCCAAAGGAAUUGUACUGCACUGGAGGGGACGCCCUGUGGCAGAGGGGAGACAGGCCCUGCUUUGCCUAUCACUCUCCCAGCAGGACAGACAGAGUGAAGAGAGUUUGGACCUUAAAAGGAAAGUGAGCUGAGGCUUUGAUUAGCAGAGCCAUAGAAAAAUAAAUGAAGAAUGACUGUGGAGAGCCAUAAGUAUAUGCUGAAAACUUACAGGGAAACCGAUGCCAAGCAGGUUGUGAUAAAUUUUAAAUUCCAAAUGGAGAUGGAUUCCCAUGUGCAGAUGCCAAACACAACUUUUUCUACAUAACUUGAAGAAGAAUUGUGACCUGGGAGUAUAAAGACUGUACAAGGGAGACUCCUUUGGAUGGCUGGAAGGUGCCCAAGAUCCGAAGAAGGAGAUUGAGACACAGUUGUCUAUUCAGGUUUAUGAUGUUGUGUCAUCAGCUCCUGCUUGUCUUUGGCCUGUCACUAGCAUGUGGGGUGUGUGCAUUUAGACCUUGCUACUCAGAAGGCGGAGUCUCCAUAUAUUUUUACUGCAGCCUCACAGCUGUUCCACCUGUGCCAAAGGACACAGUGAAACUUUUCCUGACUUUCAACUAUAUCAGACAAGUGACUGCGACUUCGUUUCCACUGCUGGAGCGCUUGUUGCUGUUGGAAAUGGGAACGCAGUUUGUCCGUCCUGUUACCAUAGGAAAAGGAGCGUUCAGGAACCUGCCAAACCUUCGUACCUUAGACUUGGGAGGCAAUGGCAUUCUUCAACUGGAUCUUGAUGCUUUGGUGGGCUUGUCAAGCCUGACUGUCCUCCGUCUGUUUAACAACAACCUUGGAGAUUCCAUCCUGGGAGAACGUUACUUUCAGGAUUUGAGGUCAUUAGAAGAAGUGGAACUUUCAGGGAAUAAAAUCACAAAACUUCACCCUCAUCCCUUAUUUUAUAAUCUAACAGCCUUGAAAAAUGUGAACCUGAAAUUGAACAGGAUAUCCAACUUUUGUCAAACCAAUCUUACCAGCUUCCAAGGAAAACACUUUGUACUUUUUAACCUUGAUUCUAAUCCUUUGUACAAGACAGAAGAUGUGGCCUGGGCCAAGUGCCCCAAUCCUUUCAAAAAUAUUACAUUUGGCUCACUAGACCUUAGUAGCAAUGGCUGGAGCACAGAGAAGGUCCAGUAUUUCUGUACAGCCAUUAAAGGAACUCAAAUACAUUCUUUACUAUUUAGCCCUCAUAUAAUGGGUUCGGGAUUUGGCUUUAAUAACUUUAAAAAUCCAGAUGAUUCUACUUUUUCAGGAUUAGGAAGAAGUAAUCUUAGGUUUUUUGAUCUUUCAAAGGGUCACAUUUUCUCUCUCAAUUCUUUCGUCUUUCAGAGUCUUGGUGAUUUGGAAUCACUGAACCUUUUCAGUAACAAGAUAAAUCAAAUCGAAAGGCAAGCAUUUUUUGGCUUGGGCAACCUUCAAAUUCUCAAUCUCUCAAGUAACCUUUUGGGUGAGUUGUACGAUCAUACUUUUGAGGGUCUACGUAGUGUAGUGUAUAUUGAUUUACAGCAAAAUCAUAUUGGGAAGAUUGCUGACAAAUCAUUCAGUCAAUUAGUAAAUCUGAAAAUAAUUGAUCUCCGAGAUAACGCCAUUAAAACACUCCCUUCCUUUCCACAUGUGACCUCUGCCUUUUUUGGUGACAAUAAACUAAUGUCUGUAGAUGACAGAAGACUAACUGCAACAUACCUUGAUUUAGAAAGAAAUUGGUUGGCAGACCUAGGUGAGCUGUAUAUUCUUUUCCAAAUUCGAGAUCUGCAGUAUAUAUUACUAAAACAGAACCGGUUCUCUCACUGUGAGAAAAGUGCUAAUGUUAUAGAAAACAGUCAGUUAGUAUACAUGGAUCUAGGUGAAAAUAUGUUACAACUGGUGUGGGAGAGAGAUUUAUGUUUGGAUAUAUUUGGUGCAUUGCCCAAACUUCAGGUUCUACAUCUGAAUAACAACUACCUUAGUGCUCUUCCACAGGAGAUUUUUAGAGGUCUGACAUCUCUUAAAACACUUAACCUGGCCUCCAACCUGUUGUCUCAUCUUUCUCCUGGGCUUUUCCCACAAAGCCUAAAAAACCUAAACUUAUCUGGAAACCAGCUGUUUUCCCCUGAGCCUGAAGUCUUUAUGACUUUGAGUUUUCUGGAUAUAACACACAAUAAUUUUGUCUGUGACUGUUCUUUAAAGAGCCUGCUGGUGUGGCUGAAUGAAACCAAUGUAACCCUGGCCGGCUCCCAGUCUGACAGGUACUGUGUGUACCCCCCUGCCUUUGUAGGGGUACCCCUGUCCAGUCUGACAUACGAUGAUUGUGAUGAAGAUGAACUCCAGCAGACACUCAGAUUCUCACUAUUCAUCAUCUCCUCAGUCAUUUCUCUCGUGUUUCUGGUGGCAGUCAUCAUUUUUACUCGCUGCCGGGGGACUUGUUUCAUCUGGUAUAAAACCAUCACCAAAAGACUGAUAGACAACCAGCCACGAGUUGCAGAUAAAACUGAAUACAAAUAUGAUGCUUAUCUGUGCUACAGCAAAAAUGACUUUGAAUGGGUCCAGAAUUCUUUGCUAAAGCAUCUGGAUUCACAGUAUUUUGAUAAAAACAGAUUUACCUUGUGUUUUGAAGAAAGGGAUUUCUUGCCUGGGGAGGAACAUAUCAACAAUAUUCGUGAUGCCAUUUGUAACAGCAGGAAAACAAUUUGCAUUGUGACCAGACAGUUUCUCAAAGAUGGGUGGUGUGUGGAAGCCUUUAAUUUUGCUCAGAGCAGGUACUUCUGUGAUCUGAAGGAUGUCCUCAUUAUGAUAGUGGUUGGGUCACUUUCUCAGUAUCAGCUGAAGAAACACAAACCAAUUCGAAACUUCUUACAAAGGGGUCAGUACUUGCGGUGGCCUGAAGAUUAUCAAGAUGUAGAUUGGUUUUUAGAUAACCUUUCUUGCCAAAUUCUGAAGGAAAAGAAAGUGCAAAGGAAAAACAGUGGUAUAGAGCUGGAGCCUAUAAGAACUGUCUCACAAUGACUGUGUGAGUUCCUGGCAAAUAUCCCAUUUCCAACUGUGCCAUGGCAGGAAUGAACAGAAGCUGGCUUCAUCUUUCCUUGAAAAGACAUGCACAAUGAUAACUGUUUCAGUAUAAAUCCUUCAGAACACAGAGACAAAGCAACCAGCAGAUUUAUGAAAGUGCAAUUGUUUUUAUGGACUAAAACAUGCAUUUUCAGAAGAAUUGAGUGAAUCACAGAUGCUUCACAUUUUGGAUGCAUCUUCAGGCCCUUUAGUCCUGACUUUUGGAGUACUGCUUAAUGGUCUGUUUCAGCUAGAGAAGGAUGCUCAUGGUUAUUUUUUCAAAGAGAGCCCAUGGUACUGUCCAGGAGUGACUAAAAGUGCACUAAGCUGCUGCCAAGCCUGAUUGUUGUGGUUCCUGGACUACUUAAUUCUGUGCUUGCUGCACUGUAAAUUUUCAUGUUCUGUUUCACAGUACAAUCAUUGUUUUGUACCUUUAUGCUUUAUAUUGGUGUAACACAGAUUUCUUUGGUUAUUUUCUUCUCAAUUAACCUCAGCUUAGCUGGAGCAUACAAACUUUGGACUCCAUUCAUGACCUUCCCCUCCACCAACUACAA